AUGGCUAAGAUUGCGUCUGGAGGGACCACCGUUCCCCCGAACAUCUUUGCCCGCAACCUCACCAAACCAUCCGUCGAUUUCAAGGAUCCGGCAGAGUCGGGCACCUCGUCCGCCGAGCCCUCGCUCGAGAACCCCUCGGCAGGCGAGUCCGAGGCCAUGGAGAUGGAGACCAAGACCUCCUCGGCGGACGAGGCCAAGGCAAUGCAAAUUGACGAGGCUCCGCUUCUGCAAGACUGGCACGACCAGUAUCUCGACUGGAUCAACCGAGAGGUGCUACCCUCGGAUCGCGCUCAGGCGAGGCGCAUCGCCAGGCAGGCCAAGUCUUUCGCCGUGAUCGACAGGGAACUAUACAAGCGCAGCCCCUCGGGAGUCCUACAACAUUGCAUCCCCAUUCCCGAGGGUAGGGACCUGCUUCGGGACAUCCACGCCGGAGCCUGCGGCCAUCACGCGGCGCCACGCACCCUUGUAGGAACGCAUUCAGGCAGGGCUUUUACUGGCCCAUAG
Panicum virgatum (switchgrass) is the source of this 504-nucleotide messenger RNA. RefSeq lists its product as uncharacterized. Bases 1 to 504 code for a protein of 167 amino acids. The transcript has a single exon. Lineage: Eukaryota; Viridiplantae; Streptophyta; Magnoliopsida; Poales; Poaceae. The record is from RefSeq and is a predicted model, not a curated record.